This is a messenger RNA of Lentinula edodes (shiitake mushroom), 1376 nucleotides long. RefSeq names its product fructose-1,6-bisphosphatase. The record is from RefSeq and is a predicted model, not a curated record. The transcript is spliced from 7 exons. The coding region runs from base 1 to 1008 and encodes 335 amino acids. Gene Ontology annotation, molecular function: fructose 1,6-bisphosphate 1-phosphatase activity. Gene Ontology annotation, cellular component: cytosol; cytoplasm. Gene Ontology annotation, biological process: sucrose biosynthetic process; fructose metabolic process; gluconeogenesis. NCBI's taxonomy places the organism in Eukaryota, Fungi, Basidiomycota, Agaricomycetes, Agaricales, Omphalotaceae.
AUGGCUACUGAAUCUGUCCCGAGCUCUGAGAUAAUAACACUCACCAGACAUGUCCUGCACGACCAGAUGCGGCUUGGAGCUGCUGCCACCGGCGAUCUGACUUUGCUACUCACUGCCAUCCAAGUCACCUCCAAAUUCAUCGCGACCAAUGUCCGGAAAGCUCGUCUGAUCAAUCUGAUUGGUUUGGCGGGUGACACAAAUAUUUCAGGGGACGAACAAAAGAAACUCGAUGUCCUCUCAAACGAUAUCAUGGUCAACUCUUUGCGCGCGUCGGGCAAGACGGCCGUUCUUGUCUCAGAAGAGCUUGAGGACGCUAUCAUCAUAGAAGAAAAGAACAGAGGAAAAUAUUGUGUUGUCUUUGAUCCUCUUGAUGGAAGUAGCAACAUCGACGCGGGUGUUAACAUUGGAACCAUCUUCGGAAUCUAUAAGCUCCGUCCUAAUUCUGAGGGUUCAAUCAAGGAUGUGCUGAGGCCAGGUAGUGAAAUGGUAGCAGCUGGAUAUACCAUGUAUGGAUCGUCUGCCAACCUCGUUCUAUCGACCGGUUCUGGGGUCAAUGGUUACACCCUCGAUGCCGCCCUUGGAGAGUUCAUCCUUACCCAUCCCGAUAUUCAAAUCCCCCCUCGUGGGAAAAUUUACUCCUUCAAUGAAGGAAAUGCAAUGUUCUUCCACCCACCAGUGCUUGAGUACCUGAAAUCUAUCAAGUAUCCUGCUUCCGGAAAACCUUAUAGUGCUCGGUAUAUUGGCUCGAUGGUAGCCGAUGUCCACCGAACAUUUCUCUACGGUGGAAUCUUUGGUUACCCGGAUGACAAGAAAAAUAAGACCGGAAAACUGCGAUUAUUAUAUGAGGCAUUCCCUAUGGCAUUUCUCACGGAGCAGGCUGGCGGGAUUGCGACCACAGGCACCAAGCGUAUUUUGGACAUCGUUCCUGAAGGCAUACACGAGCGUUGCCCGGUUUUCCUGGGUAGUAAAGAAGAUGUGCAGGAUCUCAUGAAGUUCUAUGCGGUGUAAAGAAUAUCUGAUUCCAAAUGUAGUACAUACUGUGUAAUGAUUAAUCUUCUGUGCAUAAGGAAGCCGUACAUAGAAGCGGAAGCCGUACAUAGAAGCGCCCAUUGGCGCUUAAUAUUUAACUGAAACGCCGGACGCACUCAUCAGGAGUCAAGAGCUACGCUCAUCAUCGGCACACUCCUACAUUCUACGUACUCCUGUUUGCCACUUCUUUUCGAAACCCUCACUAGUGAACAUUAGUCAAGAUGGACGAGGUGAAUUUCUGCGCAAUAAAGAUUAUACCAUUUUCUGAGCUACAGACGGCAGUCUGUCUCCCUACGCCGUAAAUCUGUAAACAAGCGUCGAGUCAAUGUUCUCCUUUCAGAAGAUGA